UAAAUCUUAGAAAGGUAACACCAGAAAAAACCAGGAGAAAACAGAAAAGAAAUGAAAAAACGGGAAGCAAAACCAAUAUAGAAAAAUAAAAAAUUGUGCGUCGAGGCACUUAUAGACGCGCGUGUUGGGCCUUACUGGUCUAAUGAGGCGCUGCAGACGAAUGUCAGGGCAACUCCAUUGCAAGACGCUUCGGUAGACGCUUAAGAAGGAGAAAUUAAUUUCUUAAAAUAAAAAUUAUGCUAAGCGCCUCCGUGACCCAACGCUUGGCGCUAGUCAUAGGUGCUAACUUUUCGUGAAACCGGCCAGAAAUCGAUCGCUGGACGUCUGGACUCAUCGUUCCUAUUCGUGGGGUAAGGAAAAAACAGCUAAGCGGCCGCCUCCAGCUUUUGCGUCGAUGCCGAGGUGAACGUCAAAAUUUGUUGGCUUAACUGCCGAUUGGGAAGGAUAUUAAUCCCAGCGCCUGCUCUUAGCGCCCGGCGUUGUAGAUGCCCUCAUGGGGAUUGCUAUAUCUACACGCCCAUUUAACACGGGUAUCAUGACGGUUCCAUUCUCCUAAUCACUAGCAUAUGUACCUCGACUGGCUCAUUAGAUUCACAAUGAUAUUAGCUGUGGCAACUUGGUCAAUUUCUCAACCAAGAAUAUUAUUACAUAUGUUCGAAAUAACAUAUGUGACGACUCGCUCAAUGGCGCGAUAUCUGCAACAGCCGAUGUCAUGCAUAAAUACAUUACAUUUCUUUUUCAUCCCAUGAGGAAUCGUCGAGGCCGUCGACCUCAUAUUGCACUCUUAGCAUAGACCACAGCUUGAUGGUGCAUUAAGAAGUGCUUUUGCUCUUGAUUCGGAAGAAGAAGAAGAAGAAGAAGAAGAAGAAGAAGAAGAAGAAGAAGAAGAAGAAGAAGAAUAUACCGUACAAUCUUAUCAAAAGCUAUGCCAUGCAUCCUGGUUCACGUUGCUAUAUGCAUCUCUGGAAAUUUUGGAGCUGAACUUUAAACAACCACUGUCAGGCGGGGUAGACAUCAAGAAAAAGAAAGUGGAUGCAUUGGAUCUGCGGAGGUGGGCCAGCCAAAUCGCCGUGACCAAACCAAGCAACCCGAGCCACCGAAACAGAGUCGUCCCCUCUGCCCUCUGGUCUCACCGUCACCCAUACAAGACCGGGACAAUGCAAAAGCUCUUUUGGACUGGGAAAGGCCAGGCCGAGCGUGUUCUCCCUCCCAGGCAUUGGCUUCUAGUGUACAAAGUGAAAAGAAAUAUCCUUUCCCUCAAAAAGAAAAAGUAAAAAGAAAUAUCCGGCGCAACGUGACAACAGACUUCCUCAUGCUUGAGGGACCCUGAUAAAUCCUUAUUUCAAAUAAUUUUUUGUUGCAAUUUUAGUGAUUCAAGUUUGGCUGACAAGCAUUACAACUCCGUGCUCAAUGUACUUUUUUUUGCUAAAAAGUUUACCGUGUGUGUUAACUAAACCUGUCAUCCUCACGUCAUUAAAAUUGCCCUAAAAACAUUAAACUUGCAAUUGCCAAAUACCGAACCUUCAGGAUUUAUCAUUUUCGUAAAAAAAAAGCACCAGAUUGAAUAUCAAAUCCACUCGAAACAAAUAACUAGGAGUAACAUUUUUCUUUUCUUUUAGGGCAUGUCUUAUACGAUGGCUGCUAGAGCAUAUGCAAACAUAUGUGAAAUGCUCCACCUUGUAAUUCAUGAAUGUUUUAGUUAAAACACAAAAUUAGAGUAAGGGUGAACAAAGCAUGUCUUUGUGUCAAAUCACCCGAUUUUAUUUUCUUUCAGUGUAAGUCGAUUCUUUGAGCCGCCGCCAGAUCUUAUUUGUACGUUUGUGCAUGUGUCUUCUACAUUCGGCUGAACCGACCACCACCACCAUGGGAUGAUCCGCUUGUUGCCGCCACCCAUGGCCGCUUUGUCGCCUCGCCCUCCCCUCACCGCCUCCGACUGCUACGCCGCCGCUCACAACCGCUCGCAAGAUCGUCCCCAUCUCCGGGGAGGUUCUCGCUCAGCCUCGCCGCCGCUGACAGCGCCGUUGCCGGCUUUGGUCUCGAGCUGCGAUUGUGUUCACUGUUCUCCCUUAAAUCGCCUCACACAAAUUUGAAAUUCGAUUGUGAAUAGCUCCUACACCAGAAAAAAAAAAGGGUGAGAGAACCCUUGACAGGCUGUGCUCUGGGCACAAGACGGUUACGUGAGUGACGUGACGUAUGGCUUCCUCCGGCUUCGCUUUAAACCCCACCCCCUCCCUCCGGAUCCAUCCCCAUUCCCAUUCCGAUUCGCUCCUUCGCUCAGAGACAGGCCAUGGCGCUCCAUCUUCACCGCCUACCCCUCCUCCUCCUCCUCGUGCUAUCCACCGCCUCCGCCACCCACUCGCCGGAGACCGCGCGCACCCACCACCACCACCACCGCUCGCCCUUCGGCACCGCCACCGCCCACUUCCACCCCGUCCCUGCCGCCGCGCCCUCCAUGCACCAAAACCACCUCCACGCCGACACCCAGUCUCUGCUCGCCACCGGCGACGUCGACUCCUUGCUCUCCGACGCGCAGCCAACGGACGCGGCGGCCACACCGCCUCCCGCGCUCGUCCUCCCGGUGCCGGAUCUCGCCGAGGCGACGCCGCAGCCGCAGGAGGAGGGGCCCGCUGCAGCGACGACAACGACGACGACCAGCACGCUUCUCCCGCUUCCUGCCACGGUGGCGACCACCUCGAGCCCGCCUCCGCCUCCCGCCGUGUCCGACGCCGAGCAGGGGCUGCAGCAGCUCGCGAGGGUGCUCACCUCCCUCGGGUACAACGAGAUGGCGUCGGAGGCGCCGCUCCUUGCCCGCGCGCCGCCGCUCGCGAGGUGGCCUGGGGCCAUCACCGUCUUCGCCGCCCCCGACGCCUUCCUCCAGGCGUCCUGCCCCAUGUGCUCGCGCCGCCACCUCCUCGAGCAGCACAUCGCCAUGGGCUACUACCCCUACUCCGACCUCGCCGCCGCCGCCACCAUGAAGAUCCCCUCCGCCUCCGUCGGCUUCUGCAUCAAGGUCGCCACAGAGCGGGGCCCCUUCGGCAUCCACUACGCCAGGAUCUACGCCGACGGCGUCGAGGUGUCCCACCCCGAGCUCUACAACGACGGCCGCUACGUCGUCCACGGCCUCCACGGCUUCCUGCGCCCGCUCACGCACUCCUGCUUCGACGGCCCGCACCACCACCACCUCACCGGCCGCUCCGCCGCAGCCUCCGCGGCCACCGCCGCCUCCGUGGUGCGCAUCAUGAUCCGCGACGCCAUGGCGCGACUCCGCGACGGGGGCUACGGCUUCAUGGCGCUGGCCAUGCGCGUCAAGUUCGCCGAGCUCGAGAAGUACGCCAACCUGACGCUCUUCGCGCUCGACGACCCGGCCAUCUUCGUCGGCGGAGGCCACGACUACGUCCCGGCGGUGCGCUUCCACAUCGUCCCCAACCACCGCCUCACGCGCGCCGACCUCCAGCGCCUCCGCCCCGGCACGGUCCUCCCCACGCUGGCCGGCGAGGGCCAGAGCCUCGUGGUCACCCACUACGCCACCGACUCGGCCUCCUCCAACUCCAACGACGUCCGCAUCAACUACAUACCCAUCAAGGAGCCCGACGUGGUGGUCAACUCGCGCAUCGCCGUCCACGGCGUCUACGUGCCGUUCCCCCGCCUCCACCUCGCCGACCUCGCCGCCUCGGUCGCCGUCGCGUCCGCCACCGACCAGAGGAACGACACCUGCGGCACCGGGGGACCCUUCGGCAGCUGCGCCUCGUCAGCGUCGGCGAUCACCUCUCCCAAGAGGCAAGUAGCUCAUGGCGAGUGAUGCGUACGUGAGUCGUCUCGAUCCUUUUGCUCUGUUAUGUUUCUAGCCAUGGAGGAUUUACUGCUACUAGUGCGUAGUGCUUUGGAUGAGUGCUUUGGGCAGUCGUUUAGUUAGUUCAAUAGAGGUUCAGAUGAGAGAUUGGGCAGUCGUAUCGUGGUGAUGAGUACAUUUUGUGGCACCGAAUGGUUGUUGCCUAGCUUAUCCAGUGCGUCUUGAAUGAAUUUUGAUGCGAAUUCGAUUCAUCUUCU
This is a messenger RNA of Triticum urartu, 4047 nucleotides long. RefSeq lists its product as uncharacterized. The record is from RefSeq and is a predicted model, not a curated record. Lineage: Eukaryota; Viridiplantae; Streptophyta; Magnoliopsida; Poales; Poaceae.